Mastomys coucha (southern multimammate mouse) is the source of this 840-nucleotide messenger RNA. RefSeq lists its product as uncharacterized. The record is from RefSeq and is a predicted model, not a curated record. The transcript has 3 exons. NCBI's taxonomy places the organism in Eukaryota, Metazoa, Chordata, Mammalia, Rodentia, Muridae. The coding region runs from base 1 to 807 and encodes 268 amino acids.
AUGAUGCUGAAGGGACAUCAAUCCUCCGCCCACCCCAGACGGCGGCGGAAGGAGGCGGAGACGGCCAGGGGGCGGGGGCCGCGAGCGGGGGCGCUGGGGGACUCGCGGCUUGCCGGGCGGCCGAGGAGGAGCGGCCGCGUCGUCCGCGCUCGCCGCCUGCCGCGGCCCGGCUGCAGCUGGCUGACGCGGCGGCCCCCCACCCACUCGGGCAGCCCGGCCCUCGCGGUGCCCAACGCCCCCGCCCGGCCCGGGAAGGAGGAAGGCGGCGCCGCGCUCCCCGCUAGAGCUCCGCCAACCACUCAGGCCGCGGGAAUUUCCGGCCCCGGCGCGCGCUACAGCGCCCCGCUCCGGCGGCAGAAGGACGCGCUUUCUGGCCACCGCCUGCUUCGGGAGUGGAGGCGGGGUAGCCAGGCCGCGCUACGGGGCUCCGGAUCUCGAUGUGAGAAAGGGGGAAAACGCAAUGGAUCGUUCGGCCGAGGGGACGCGUGGGGACGGGAACGGAACUCUAGAAAUACCCCAGGCCUCUCAGACGAUGGAACGCUCCAGACGCUUCCCGUCCUCCCUCUCUCAUCCCUCCCCAACCCGGAGAAGGCAGCUGGGGGCUUCCCGCGCGCCUUCCCGCCAGCCCGCUGGGGCGCGCGACUCCUCCGGGAGCGCGCGCGCGGGAGGGAGCGAGAGAGGGCUCUGCUCCGACGCACGCGCACAGGACGCCCCCGCCUCCCGCCUGCCUCUGCGGCUGCACAGUUUGUGUGGGAAUUUGGCACGAGGAGAGGGGAGCAAGGCUCACAGUGGGACUGUUUGCAGUAAGGAAGGAGCUGAUGUUUACAAUAACCCUAUGAC